Messenger RNA from Mangifera indica (mango), 2341 nucleotides. Its product is annotated as histone-lysine N-methyltransferase SETD1A-like. The transcript has a single exon. The record is from RefSeq and is a predicted model, not a curated record. Bases 1157 to 1849 code for a protein of 230 amino acids. NCBI's taxonomy places the organism in Eukaryota, Viridiplantae, Streptophyta, Magnoliopsida, Sapindales, Anacardiaceae.
CUUCUUAAAGGGUAUUUCUUUCGUCCACACAGAUGCGCUAUGGUUGUGUUUGGAGCAGACAAUUUUGUGGGUCCUCUCAGUUCUCUCUUCUCCAAUAAAAACCCUUUUCUUCCUCCUCUUAAAUGGCUCAGAAAAUGGAAGACAAGACAGAGUAAAGCAAUACAAAUGAAGAAGAAAGCAACUAGACAUGAAAUAGAGACCAAUUCUGGAUAGAGAUGGUAACAGGCCAGGUAAGGGAUAGAUACCCUAAUCUUUGUCUCCGUCUCCAUCUCCACUAAUAAAAACUUUUCCUUUCCUGUUCCUUAUCCUCGCAAAUAAAACCUUCUUCUGUGCUUGUCUCAUUUCUAUCACGGAGGAUUCUAUCCCUGUGUCAUGGAAAAAAUUUAUCUCCCAUUCAUUUGCAUCGGAAAAAUUUCUCUUCCCUUCUUUUUUUUAUCUCUAAAUAGUUAUUAAGUAUUAAAGCAUAUUUAUAAUAAUUUAAAACUUUUAAGGAUAAUUCAAUAUAUAAAAAUUUAAGAGAUAUGUAAAGAGAAAGUGAUUGGGGAUAUAUUUAUACCCAUCACCAUCUUCAUCUCUGCUCCUAUUAGAGAACCGGCCAGAGACCCGGUUUGAAGGCUUAAAUUGCUAUUUCUAAUUCUAGAUGAUGUAAAAACCCUUUUAUCAAACACAUGUGAACAUGAACCCACCCUAACUCUUCCACGCUUGGACUCGGCUCGUGUUACGUGUGAACAAAGAUGAGAACUUUCUCUAUCAGUUGCGUAACACAGCUCCCAUUUAAAUCGCAAUAAUCAAAACAAAUCUGCUAUUCUAUGUAUAAAUAUUUCUUAAAAUUCAAUCUAGUCUUCAAAGGUAGCCGAUUUAUUGUUCACAAACCAAACUCCACGCCUACCUUUACCAAAGCCCGUAUUAAUUUAGAUGUUAAUCGUGUGAUUAAUCAAUGUUAAUUAUGAAUUAUGAAAUGAUUUUACAAGGACUUCCACUAUAUAUCUCACAUCUUAUCUCUCACUUUUCUUCAUUUCUCCAACCUCUUUCUAUUCUCAAUAUCAAAUUCUUUCUCCUUUUUAAGUUUUUUAUUGUUUCAAUCGCCGCCCUGGAGUUGAAAGAAGAAGAAUAAUAUUUCAUUUGAUUUGCUUUCAAAAAUAAACUACAGAGAGCAAUGCAGGAAAGCCCACUUCUUUCUUUAUCUCCAAGCUCUCCGAGCUUUAACAGUUACUCUUCAGCGAAUCUUGCAGAGAUUGCAGCGAGAGUUGUUGAAGAAUUCAAGAAAGAAUCCGACUUGGAUUCCAGUAUUUACGAAUGGGAAACUGAGAGUUUGUUUUCAGAAGAACGAGAACGAGAGGAGUGCGAGAAGAACCAGGAUUCCAACAAGAACCAAGAAGAUGAACAGGAAGAUGAAAAUGAUGAAGAAGAAGAAUUUGAGUUUGCUAUUGUUUGUAGAAGAUCUGACUCUGCUAUUUCGGCUGAUGAGAUCUUCUUCAACGGUCAUAUAAGGCCAAUCUACCCGGUUUUCGACACAUCUUUGCUGUUAAACGACACCAGCAUAAAUCAAAACGCUGAAAACAACAACUCUUCAUCAUCUACGCCAUCAUUGAAAACCUCCACUCGCUUGUCGCUUGGAAAGCUUAUGAGUGAAGAACGGGAGAUGACAACUUCUAGUUCAUCAUCUGAAGCUGACGAUCUCGAUAAUUUACAGCCGGGAACCUACUGUGUGUGGAAACCAAAGGCUAGAUCUCCUCAUCAAGACUCACCUGGAAGGUCAUGCAAGAAGAGCAAUUCAACUGGAUCUUCAAAGAGAUGGAAAUUCAGAGACUUUCUGUACAGAAGUUACAGUGAUGCAAAGAUACGUUAGUGUUUUUAGCACCAAACAAGAACACUACUGAUUCCAAAGUAGCGGCCGAAGAGAACAGUAAAGAAAACAAGGGGAAGGUCAAAGUUGUUGAAGAGCAUUAUGUGGAGAACAAACCGAGCCACCAAAGAGGAAGACAAAAGUAAGUCUCUUUUGCCUUAUGGGCAGGACAUGGUAGGAUUUUUGAAUAAUGUUAAUGGCUUCGGUAGGAAAUUUGAUACAUUCUGAGUUCAUGAAAAACUUCAAAGGAGGCCUAUUUCUCCUACUUCUUCUCCACUUCCUAUGUGAGUAUAUUACAAUGUGUAUUGCUGACUUUGUUAGAGAUUUUUCUUUUCUUUUUUUUUUUUUAAUUUAUAAAGAUAAAAUAUAUAUUAAUAUUAUUAGUGGAUUUAAACCAAAGUUAUGUUUCUAAUUUCAUGUAAAUAUGAGUGAUUUACAGGUGUUUGUUUCUAAUUUUGAGAGGAGAAGACUAUAUAGCAAUGGGGUUUCUGUAAA